Macadamia integrifolia is the source of this 1675-nucleotide messenger RNA. Its product is annotated as peroxisomal acyl-coenzyme A oxidase 1-like. Bases 200 to 1675 code for a protein of 491 amino acids. The transcript has 11 exons. Gene Ontology annotation, cellular component: peroxisome. Gene Ontology annotation, biological process: long-chain fatty acid metabolic process; fatty acid beta-oxidation using acyl-CoA oxidase; lipid homeostasis. Lineage: Eukaryota; Viridiplantae; Streptophyta; Magnoliopsida; Proteales; Proteaceae. The record is from RefSeq and is a predicted model, not a curated record. Gene Ontology annotation, molecular function: acyl-CoA oxidase activity; FAD binding; fatty acid binding.
CAAAAAGUAAGGGCAGCCAAGUUGUCGGAAAUGAUCUCUAUCUCCUUAAACUGUGUGCGAGAAUUAAGACACAGAGCCUCAGAGACCGAGAGAGGAUCUAUUUCUGAGCUUAGGAUUUCCUGCUACUGCGUUUUCGUGAAUUCGAUUUUAUUUUUAUUUUCCUGUUAAUUUCUUUAGUUCCUCCUCAAUUCGAUCGAAGAUGGAGGAAGUCGAUCAUCUGGCUCCUGAAAGAAAUAAGGCUCAAUUCGAUGUUGAAGCUAUGAAGAUAGUCUGGGCUGGUUCUAAGCACGCACUCGAAGUCUCUGACAGAAUGGCUCGUCUUGUUGCUAGCGAUCCCGCUUUUGGCAAGGAUGACAGGACUAGGCUAAGUCGAAAAGAGUUAUUUAAAAACACUCUGAGGAAAGCGGCUUAUGCGUGGAAACGGAUCAUUGAGCUCCGUCUCACUGAAGAAGAGGCAUCCAGGCUGAGGUAUUAUAUAGACGAAACUGCUUAUACGGAUCUACACUGGGGCAUGUUUAUACCUGCUAUAAAAGGUCAGGGCACUGAGGAGCAGCAGAAGAAGUGGUUGCCCUUGGCUUAUAAGAUGCAGAUUAUUGGUUGCUAUGCACAAACAGAGCUUGGUCAUGGCUCCAAUGUUCAAGGACUUGAAACCACUGCCACAUUUGACCGCAAAACUGAUGAGUUUAUCCUUCACAGUCCAACCUUAACUUCAAGUAAAUGGUGGCCUGGGGGACUUGGUAAAGUUUCGACACAUGCAGUGAUAUAUUCCCGUCUUAUAAUAGAUGGUCAGGACUAUGGUGUGAAUGGUUUCAUUGUACAACUUCGAAGCUUAGAUGACCACUCACCUCUUCCGGGUAUCACUAUUGGUGAUAUUGGGACAAAGUUUGGAAAUGGAGGAUACAACAGUAUGGAUAAUGGUGUCUUACAGCUUGACCAUGUGCGCAUUCCUAGGGAUCAAAUGUUGAUGAGGGUUUCUCAGGUUACAAGAGAAGGCAAAUUUUUGAAGUCUGAUGUUCCCCGACAGCUAGCUUAUGGAACUAUGGUAUAUGUGCGCCAAGUAAUUGUGUCUGAUGCAUCCUCUGCUUUGUCACGAGCAGUUUGUAUUGCAACACGGUAUAGUGCUGUCCGAAGACAAUUUGGUUCUCAAGAUGGUGGGCCUGAGACCCAGGUGAUUGAUUACAAGACUCAGCAGAAUAGGCUAUUCCCUUUAUUGGCGUCUGCCUAUGCAUUCAGGUUUGUGGGUGAGUGGUUGAAGUGGUUGUAUACGGAUGUAACCCAGAGACUGCAAGCCAAUGAUUUCUCUACUUUGCCUGAGGCUCAUGCAUGCACUGCUGGUUUGAAGUCUCUGACUACUACUGCUACUGCUGAUGGAAUUGAAGAAUGUCGGAAACUGUGUGGUGGCCAUGGUUACCUAUGUAGCAGUGGGCUCCCUGAGUUGGUUGCUGUUUAUGCUCCUGCCUGUACAUAUGAAGGCGACAACAUUGUUCUUCUCUUACAGGUUGCUCGGUUUCUAAUGAAGACUGUCUCUCAGCUGGGGUCAGGGAAAAAGCCUGUAGGUACUACAGCUUAUAUGGGACAGGUGGAGCAUCUUAUGCACUGCCAGUGUGCUGUUCGGAGAGGUGAUUGUCAUUUGGAAUCUUCAGGUCUUCGAGUUAGUGGUCCUCAGGUCAUUUGA